GGGCUGGUGGGGUUGGUCUGGCUGGGCUGGGCAGGGCUGGGCGCCGCCUCCGCACCUACCCCAGCGCUUCCACUUUCCAGCUCUAGAGCCCCGCCUGGAGCGGAGUGCCAAGGAGCCAGGCGCCGGGAGUCGGCGUUCUGUCUGGCAGAGGCAUUGACACAGACAGACGGGCAGACGAGACGCUGCUUUGAAUCACACAGGCAAGACAGACCUACAGAGGAAAUCUCCGGCGGUGCCACUUCUCCCCUCCUGGUUGGCAAGAUGUCAGGGAAGGAGGGAGUGCAGAAGAAAUGGGCUGCCCUGAAGGACAAGCUGGGGCCCCAGGAUGGGGACCCCACUGAGGCAAACCUGGAAAAUGCCGACCCUGAGCUAUGCAUCCGCCUCCUGCAGAUGCCCUCCGUAGUCAACUACUCUGGCUUGCGCAAGCGGCUUGAAAACAGUGAUGAUGGCUGGCUGGUGCAGUUCCUGGAGCAGAGUGGCCUCGACCUGCUGCUGGAGGCCCUGGCCCGGCUAUCGGGCCGGGGUGUGGCAAGAAUAGCUGAUGCCCUGCUGCAGCUCACAUGCAUCAGCUGUGUGCGGGCCAUCAUGAAUGCCCACCAGGGAAUCGAGUACAUCCUGAGCAACCAGGGCUACGUGUGCAAGCUCUCAGAGGCUCUGGACACAUCUAACGUGAUGGUCAAAAAGCAAGUGUUUGAGCUGUUAGCCGCCCUCUCCAUCUAUUCCCCUGAAGGCCACAAGCAAACGCUGGAUGCCCUGGACCACUGUAAGGUGGUCAAGAGCCAGCAGUACCGCUUCAGUGUAAUCAUGAACGAGCUCUCCAACACGGACAACGUCCCCUACAUCACCACCCUACUGAGCGUCAUCAAUGCCAUCAUCCUGGGUACAGAGGAGCUCAGGGCCCGAACUCAGCUCCGGAAUGAGUUCAUCGGUCUCCAGGUGCUGGAUAUUUUAACCAAGCUAAGAGACACUGAAGAUGCAGACAUCCUGAUCCAGAUUGAUACCUUUGUGGAUGCCAAGUCCGAGGAUGAUGAGGAGCUGCUCAGAAUCUUCGAUGGGAUUGACAUGAGCAGUCACCAAGAGGUCUUCUCCACUCUGUUUAAUAAGGUGAGCUGCUCCCCCAUCUCAGUCCAACUACUCUCUGUCCUGCAAGGCCUCCUGUACCUGGAACCCACCCAGCCCUCCAGCUUGCUGCUGUGGGAAGCCCUGGAAAUCCUGGUGAAUAGAGCUGUGCUCUUAGCCAGUGAUGUCCAAGAAAGCAGCAUUGAAGAAAUAGUGGAGAGACUCCUGUCCAUGAAGAUGCGGCCUCAUCAGAGCCCUAAGAUCCGUAGCCUGGUCAAGACGGCCCAUAAGUGUAUCCAAACUAGCCUGGAUGUAGUGGAACCAUCAACAAAAGGGAGCCCAAAGAAAAAAGCCUCUGGGCCGUCCUCAGACAAUGAUAGUACAGAGACUGUUAAAGCCAUCCGUCUGCAGACAGCCUCUGCCACUCCUGAGCCACAGCCACCCUUUCCAGCCCAAGCUGCAGCCCCCCUCCUUAAUACAGCCAGCAUCCCCCCACCACCUUCCCCUCCACCUUUGCCCAACUUUGCAUGGGCCCCCCCUCCAGCCACUCCUAUGUCCAAUAAAACCUGUGCCCCUCCUCCUGCUCCUCCUCCUCCCCCUCCACCUCCACCUCCCCUGCCUAGCCUGGGUGGCAUCCCUCCCCCUCCCCCUCUGCCUGGCCUGGGUGGCAUCCCUCCCCCUCCCCCUCUGCCUGGCCCGGGUGGCAUCCCUCCCCCUCCCCCUCUGCCUGGCCUGGGUGGCAUCCCUCCCCCACCCCCUCUGCCUGGCCUGGGUGGCAUCCCUCCCCCUCCCCCUCUGCCUGGCAUGGCAUGUGUCCCCCCUCCCCCUCCAAUGAAUGGCAUUGAAGAAAUAGUGGUUGCCCAGGUAGACCGUGGUCUGGGUUUUGCAAGAGUUCCAAACCAUAGGAAAGUGAACCCUCCUACCCUGAGGAUGAAAAAGCUGAACUGGCAGAAACUCCCUUCCAACGUGGUAAGAGACAGUCACUCCAUGUGGGCAUCAGUGAGUAGCAUGAGCAGUGAGGACAUGGAGCCUGAUUAUACCAGCAUCGAACAGCUCUUCUGUUUCCCAACCACGAAGCCCAAGGAAAAGGAGGCAGCCCCAGCCAAGAAGGAGCCCAAAGAGAUUACAUUUCUAGAUGCCAAGAAAAGUCUCAAUCUGAACAUUUUUCUGAAGCAAUUCAAAUGCUCCAAUGAGGAGAUCACAGACAUGAUCCGGAGAGGGGACAGGACCAGGUUUGAUGUGGAAGUUCUGAAGCAGCUCCUCAAACUGCUCCCUGAGAAGCAUGAAAUAGAAAAUCUGAAAUCAUUCCAAGAGGAGAAAGCCAAGUUAGCCAGUGCUGACCAGUUCUAUCUCCUCCUUCUCAGUGUUCCCAGCUACCAGCUGCGGAUUGAGUGCAUGCUGCUCUGUGAGGAGACAGUCAUCAUGCUGGACAUGAUCCGACCCAAAGCCGAGGUCAUCCGUAGGGCCUGUGAGAGUCUCCUCACCAGUCAGCGUUUGCCAGUUUUCUGCCAACUGAUUCUCAAAAUUGGAAACUUCCUCAACUAUGGGAGUCAUACAGGAGAUGCUGAUGGUUUUAAGAUCAGUACCCUGCUCAAACUCACAGAAACCAAGGCCAACCAGAGCCGUGUGACCCUACUACAUCACAUCUUGGAGGAAGUGGAGAAAAAUCACCCUGAUCUCCUGCAGCUCCCCAAUGACUUAGAGCACAUCUCCCGGGCAGCAGGGAUCAAUAUUGAUAUCAUCCACUCGGAAGCCAGCACCAACCUGAAGCAGUUGCUGGACAUGGAGCAGAAGGUAUCCUCAGGGAUUCCUGAGGUUCAGGAGCAGUAUGCAAAGCCCCUCCAGGAUAGCAUCUCAGCCUCCAGGGAAUUAGAGGAAGAGUUUAAGGUCAUUGAAAGGAAGAAGGUGGAGCUGGCUGACUACCUCUGUGAGGAUGCCCACAAGCUGUCCCUGGAGGACACCUUCAGCACCAUGAAGACGUUUCGAGAACUUUUCAUCAGAGCCAUGAAGGAGAACAAGGACUGGAAGGAGCAGGCUGUCAAGGCAGAGAAGAGGAAGAAGCAGCUGGAGGCUGAAGAAGCCAAAAGGCUCCGGGGGGAAGAUGGGAAGAUCAUUCGGAAGGGAGUGGCAAAACAGGAGGAAGUGUGUGUCAUCGAUGCCCUUCUGGCUGAUAUAAGGAAAGGUUUCCAGCUGAGGAAGACUGCCAAGGGCAAAGGGGACUCGGAGAAUGGCCUGAAAGUGGCUCCUACUGAAACCUGCAAGGAAAAAGAGUCUGCAGUCAUAAAGGAUGCUGGCAACGGCUCCAAGCCCGGGCAGGGCCUUGACCUUGCUGCUGCUGUUGUUGGAGAGACUUGGAACCAGGACAACCCAGAUGGUCCCAGGUCUAUUGGGGGACACUCCGAAGUCAGUGGCCCUGGCCGCCCAAGCCCAGAGGGCAACAAAGCUUCCACACCGAUGCCCAGCUUUCCUGAUGACUCUCAUAUAGUGCUGCUUGAAGAUUCCAAGGCUCUGAAGCCCAUCAAGUUUUCCAGUGGCCCCCUCCAUUGGGGAACGGACAUAGGCAGCGAGGUCGAUGCCAGCAGAGCAGAGGAUGAAGACACAGAGCACCAGGCUGGCAGAACAGCCGAGGGACCUGAGAAUGGCCGUCAGAGGUCAGAGGAUGCAGAGCCAACACCUCCAGAGGAGGGAGAGGAGGAGGAGGAAGACACAGCACCAGACUCUGUGCUAGACACUUCUCUGGACAGGUCUUUCUCUGAAGAGGCUAUUACUGAUUCCUCAGGCUCUGGGACCCUCCCUCGAUCCCAGGAGCGGACCAAGAAGGGAUCUGGGAAGCGGAGGAAGAAGCGGCACCCUAGGAGCCAUGAAGGUAUCAGGCCCAAGACCAUAGCCAAGUGAGGAAGACUGGAGACAGAGGCUGACUUCAUACAUGCCCUCUGCUGCAGUGGCAUCAUGGGACUGAGGACACUUAUACCACAAGGGGCCGGGGUGGGAGGGCACAUGGAGAGUUUCAGGGACAGAUACUCCUAUUCCUUGGGAGUUCUGGACUGGGGACCAGAGACCCUAGAACUCAGUGCCUUACAUUGAUGGGACCCAGGGCAGUGUCUACUGAGCUUGCUAACCAGUGACACCCCAGACUUGGGACAGAUGGCAGUGGACAGAGCUUGCCUUGGAUCCGCGGGACGACUCCUGGCAGCCUCUUUCCCGUUUGGAGGGCAGCUAGAGAUGAAUGCUCUAGCCAUCACCUCGUUUGGAUGGUGGGGCCCAAUCCCAGACCUAUUGCUCAAUUAAACUAGCAAGCCUACCCACACCCCCAAACCAAAGCCCAGUGUCCGCCACAUCCCCUCCCAAUAGCUCUUUUUCAUAAGUACCCCUGGGGGGCAAAGGCUCUGGUGAUUGUUGGGACUCAGAGUGUCGAUAUUCGAUGGCAGUGCGCUUCCAGUGAGUUACCAUGUGCAAUGGUAAUGGGGCAGUUGUUUCACGAGAUGCCUCUGACCUUCCUGGUUAACCAUCCUAGCUUUUACCCCCUGGCAUGUAUCGCUUUGUAAAUAUUCAUUCCUUUGGAAUAAAAAUAACAUAACUCCCACGUCUAUAGCGCAUUAAGGUUUACAGAGCACUUCCCACAAUAGCCCUGUGAGGGGCAUAAUGCCAGCGUUAUUCCCAUUUGGCAGAUUUGGAAAUUGAGGCUCAGAGUAACUGAGUUGUUGAGCAGUAUCCUAAAUGAGAUGUGGGUUUUUACGGGGAUUUGAUGUUCUCUGCCAUCCACUCGCUUUCUUGGAUCAUUUACCUACCCGGAUGCCUCCCAAGACUGGUAGUUAACAUCCUCUUUACUUUAUUAUUUAAAAGUCAAUGGGGCGGGGCGGGGUGGGGUGGGGAGGCAGGAGUGGCAAGGAGAUGGGGAUCAGAGAGAGCAGAGUGGCUGCCUCCUACACCCCAGUCCAUCCAAGCUCCAACGAAGGCUUUCACUUCUCCCCUUUGGCAAAGUUGAGAGACUGAGCAGCAAACUUAGUUCUUUAACUCAAAAGCAGUGGCUAUGGAAGCCUUAGUAGAUGGGAGAGUUUGAUGGAAAGCCAACCACAGGAAAGCCAACAUGCAGUACGUAUGGGGAUGUCACUCGGAUUGGGGAAGAGGCCGGCAAGAGGAACAGAGUCUGAGUGUGGCCUGAUGUUUAGAGUUCACCAUCUGUGACCCCUGCCAGGCUGGCCACACAAUCCUCCAAAAUUGUUCAAAGAAAUAAAAUUUUUACAUCUUCCUUUA
This is a messenger RNA of Trichosurus vulpecula (common brushtail), 5313 nucleotides long. RefSeq names its product inverted formin 2 (gene INF2). The transcript has 22 exons. Lineage: Eukaryota; Metazoa; Chordata; Mammalia; Diprotodontia; Phalangeridae. The coding region runs from base 262 to 3954 and encodes 1230 amino acids. Gene Ontology annotation, molecular function: actin binding; small GTPase binding. Gene Ontology annotation, biological process: actin cytoskeleton organization. The record is from RefSeq and is a predicted model, not a curated record.